AUGGCCACCAGCGCGACCAUCACCUUCUCGCGGCCCGGCGUGCAGCCGCCUGUCUAUGUCACCUCAGCUCUUAGCGGCUGGACCCCGCUUGAGAUGGACGUCGCCCCAGAAAAGUCUCCCGACGGCCAUGUCGUCUUCACAAAGACGUUUGGCAACGUGUCCUAUGGCAGCUACCAGUACAAGGUCCGUCUGGGCCAGGACCAUUGGCUCCUGGACGAGUCCAAGGAGACGGCCGCCGACGAUCAAGGCAUCCACAACAACGUGAUCCACGUCGAGCCUGCCCACGACGCCACCGAGCAGCCCCCGAUACCAGAUGCUGCUCCAACCAACCCGCCUGCGCCAAUUUCACACGAGCCCCUUUCCAAGCGCCUCGAAAGCCGCAAAGACAGCACCAUGGACCAGGACCAGCUGCCCGACAUCGCAGCCCACACGACGCCCAAGCCUGAGCAAGCCAGCAAUGUGGAUUCGCCCGUCGAGCCCGACACUUUGCAGCCGCCUGCUGUCCCGCUUGUCGUGCUUGAUAAGGUGGAUGACAUGCCCGAGCAGUCUAGCAAGGACGCUACGGCAGCCCAAAAGGUUGCGCGUGACAUGAGAGCUGCCGACGCAUCCCCCGACAAGGUCAAUCUUGUGCCCGACCAGCACGUUGAGCCUCCUCACGUCGAGCCCAGCGCAGACCAAGAGCAAGCAUCCCCCUUGUUCCGUCACGAAUCUUUCCAGUCCGAGGAGCCGCCAUCGGCACCUUCCAUGGACACCAUUGACGAGGAGUCUACGCUCUCUUCAGCAGAUCAAACUAGCUCGGGAGAUGCCAUGGAUACUCCAUCUGAGCUGGACGACGGCGAUGAAGGCGAUGAAGGCGACGAGCUCAACAUAAUGCCUCUGCUCAGCCACGAGACCGGAUUGGGCCAAGAGACGCGCGAGCUUGCAAACGGACCACUGUUCGCUCACGAAGCCGAGCCUGAGGCCCAUCCUGCCCACCAAACCCCGCUCUUCUCCCACGAGACCAAUCUGCCCGAUGACACCGCUGUUACAACCGACUCUGAUGGAGUGGACGAGCUGGACCGAUUUCCCCUACUGGCACACGAAAGUGGUUUCUCGGAUUAUAAGGGAAGCGAGAUUGUAACUAAGAGUGAUUACACCCAGGAAGAAGAGCCGCAGCAUUAUGGCCCUUACCAUGACGAUGGGGAAUCUGACGACCAUCCUGCGGGACCCGGUGAUGAUGCGCCUCUCCUCCCCCAUGAACGUGAGGCGGCCGUUGCCAAUAACACAGGCUCCGACUCUGGACACGAAGAUUCUCCGUUCUCAUUGGAAAAGCAGACUACCUUUGGCUAUGAGACUGACAGUGCGAAGAAUCUCUUUGGCGGGACUGCACGACAUGAUUUCUUCAGGCCACGGACAAACAGCAGUCUGCCGCAUAGGUUGCCGCGAUCCGAUGCUGAAGACGACGACCUGAACGACCCGUCCUUGGAGCGCUUCCCCACCAACCGCGACCAGAUUCUGCAGCGCGUGGCAACCAUUGGAGUAAAUCUACCUGAAGACGAGACAAGACACGGUCAUCCCCAUUCUCCUCAGCCGUCUGUCUUCUCGCAAGCGUGUUCUUCUGUCGACCUUGUACCGGUCAAGUCGUAUACAUCGUUGGCGUCUGUACCGGAAGCAGAUGACAGUGAUGAGGACGAGGACGAGGACCGUCAUGACCUUGACAGCAUUCCUUCGCCCGUCUACAUUGGUAGGCACAUGCUCCGUAUGUCUAACUCGCCAUCCGCAUUCGCACGUGACCCUCAUGCAACCCCCGUGACCGACGCAAGCAAGCGGCUUGAUGAUGCCAUACAAACAAAAGACCAUGCAAGGGAACCUAGUGGCGAAGCGAACGACAUUAACGGUCACGACGGUGCCAAGGACGUGCCAGAGCCAGCCAGUGCUUUGCACGACGCCAUCUCCAUGCCAAACGAGACCGCAGCAGCCCCAGUCAAACCUAGUCUCAAUGCAACGAGUGAGGAAACUCACUCAGAACCCAUUUCAGAUUCGCAGCUUCGACAACGCAAAGGUCUUGCCGAGGAACCCGCACAGAAAUCAGAUGCGCCACGCACUACUGACGAAGGUACCACGACGACGACGACCAAGGAAAAGAUUGCCAACACGAUACCAUCUUCGGCACUUGCACCGCAGUCUGAGAAGCGCCAGGAAGCCUCGCCCAAAGCUUCUGGCAUAAGCCGCCUGCUGACUGCCUGUGUUGGGGAUCGGAAAGUGGCUAGUGCUUCGGCCCUCUUACUUGGUGGUGCGCUUGCAGUGUACUAUUUUGUUGCUCUAGGAGCGUAAUGACGUCUCCUCUCUCUUGUUUUUUUCUUUGAGCCUUUCCUCUCAAUUGAUCCUUGACGAAGACGACGACUUACGUGGAUGGUUAGAGCGUAUGAUACAUGAACAGCCAUGCAAUGCAAUGGAUGACGGACCAUGGCUACUAGCAACGAAGGUUUAUGGUAAUGGAUUUUGUGCGUCUGGGGUGUAUGGGGCCUGUUUCGUGUUGCAUUUAUUCCUCUCCUUCUCUCUCUCUCUCUCUCUCUCUCUCCUUCCUGUUACUUAGUGUCGUGUUCAGUGUCUCUUCUUGCUACUCUUGUUUUCCUCUUUGACCACAUCCAAAGUCUACCCUAGGGAACAUGCAGCGUCCUUGGCAGAUAUUUGGUUAAUGCCACAAGCUAUCAUGAC
Exserohilum turcica Et28A is the source of this 2697-nucleotide messenger RNA. RefSeq lists its product as uncharacterized. Bases 1 to 2313 code for a protein of 770 amino acids. The transcript has 3 exons. NCBI's taxonomy places the organism in Eukaryota, Fungi, Ascomycota, Dothideomycetes, Pleosporales, Pleosporaceae. The record is from RefSeq and is a predicted model, not a curated record.